Messenger RNA from Pochonia chlamydosporia 170, 402 nucleotides. RefSeq names its product cysteine-rich CPCC domain-containing protein. The record is from RefSeq and is a predicted model, not a curated record. Lineage: Eukaryota; Fungi; Ascomycota; Sordariomycetes; Hypocreales; Clavicipitaceae. The transcript has a single exon. The coding region runs from base 1 to 402 and encodes 133 amino acids.
AUGCCCAGGUUUGACGGCUCCAACAGCAUCGAGACUUAUCGUUACCCCUGCGUCUGCUGUGGGCAUUUGACUUUUUCGGUUGACUCCUGGCCUGGCUCAUUCCAUAUCUGUCCCAUCUGUUUUUGGGAAGAUGACCUGACUCAACUUGAAGACCCAUUCGACAACAGUGGAGCGAAUCCUAUUUCUCUUCUGACGGCACAGUUGAACUACCAAGCAUUCGGGGCAUGCGACAAGAGUUGUCUCCCGCACGUUCAACAACCAACAGAAGAACAGCCAUUGUCGAGCUUUUGGCGUCUCAUUGAUCAAGAAGUCGAUGACUUUCUCGCCGGUGAGGUUGAUCCAACCGAUUGGCGAACAUACUGCUGGUGGCUGCCGCAGUUUCGAAAGCAGAAUAGAGAAUAA